AUGUCGCUACCCGAUAAAGGAAAUAAUCCAACAUCAGAAGAUGGGACACCACGUGAUGAGCAACGGCCUAAUGACGUAAUCCAGGCUAUGGCAAACACAUUUAAGACCACAAUGAAUGAUAUGAUGGCUCAACUAUCUUACGAUCAUCGUACAACUUUGACUGAAAUGAUCAGUAUCAUGAAAUCAGAGGAAAACGUCGAGGAAAACGUAAACGUCAGAAAUACGCACUCGCAUCUUAUUACACGUACUCAAGCUGAAUAUGGACUUCGAGAUCAUGAGGUGCGAUUAAAAGCAGCAAGUGUACUAAAAGGAUGUGAAAAAACAUGGGCGGAUAGUAGUCUUCUAAGGACAACAACUUGGACAGAAAUGCGUGACGACAUGUUACAAACUUUCGAACCUGAAUCUAGAUGCUUUGCAGAUAUUCUGCGUUAUAAAAAUUACACCAUUGAUGAUGCAGAAAAUAUUCAAGAUUUUAUUUCAAACGUGUGGCGUAUGUUCAAAAGGAUAGUAAAACCUAAUCCAACGGAACAGGAUGCAGUAGAAUUUGUUAUUGGGAGUAUUGGAGAUGAACGGAUUCGUACAGAACUACUCAAUAGCAAGUCGAAUACUGUUCCAGAGUUAAUUGCUAUAGCCAAAACGUUUCGUAAACGAAAUAAUGCACCUAAUAAACCGAAUGAGUUCAAUAAACGACCUCGCUUGGACUUCAAUCGUGAUAGACCCAACGUAACUUGUUAUGUUUGUGGGCAAACAGGUCCUUUUGCUCGACAUUGCUCAGAAAAUGCAAUUCACUCAGCAUCAGGAUCAGUUGCUUCUUCUUCAUCCAAAGAUUUACCUACACCACUUAUUAAGGAAUGUUUUACUACUGCAAAGGAACUCGUCACACUGCAGAUACUUGUUUUAAAAGAAUUGCUGACGAGCAACGCAGUAAAAAAGUGA
Molecule: messenger RNA, 936 nt
Organism: Arctia plantaginis
Lineage: Eukaryota; Metazoa; Arthropoda; Insecta; Lepidoptera; Erebidae
Source: the annotation of a GenBank genome assembly